Daucus carota subsp. sativus is the source of this 2929-nucleotide messenger RNA. RefSeq lists its product as uncharacterized. NCBI's taxonomy places the organism in Eukaryota, Viridiplantae, Streptophyta, Magnoliopsida, Apiales, Apiaceae. Bases 80 to 2635 code for a protein of 851 amino acids. The record is from RefSeq and is a predicted model, not a curated record. Gene Ontology annotation, molecular function: RNA binding. The transcript is spliced from 6 exons.
AAAAACAUUAAACCCCAGUGCACAGUGCACACACGAACAAAUACUCACACGCACAAACACCGAGAGAGAGUGGGAGAGAAUGGGUCUCUCUCGCCUCCUCAAAGAACACAUGAUCUUUCGUUUCCGUACAGCUGGUUUUGCAAGGCAAACAAGGCUCCAGUUUUCUACAUCCUCUUCUUCAGCUGGAAACAAACCUGGGGAAUCAGAAACCCAAGCUCAUGAAAAGCAUAUAAAUGUGCAUACGGGAACCUUUGCCAAACCAUUAGAUUUACAUAGAAAAAUUGGUUGGUCAUGGUGCAAUGUGAAAGGACUUCUACAGAAGGCGAAAGUAAAGAUAUUCGGAUGUCCUAAAAAUGAAAACGACUAUAAUAAUGAUGUAUUAUCUUCAGUAGCUGAAGUUAUGACAACUCAAGAAAAUGGCUCAGAAAAGUCUGGCCACGGUGAAGCUAGUAAUACCCAGGAGACAGUUGUAUGCAGUAAGAAUAACAUUCCACCAAGUGAAGUGCCUUAUAAAUCUGGGGAUAUAUUGUCUGAUAUGAUGGGUGAUACAGUUUUGGAUGCUAAGAGGCGAUACAAUGAUGUGGAGAACAAAGGAUCUGAUACAAUUCAAUCAUCAGUCCAGAUGAUUUCUAGCACUGAGGAUAACAGUCUGAGUCAGGCAAUAUCAAAUGCCACAGAAAAUCAUUGUUCUGAAAUUAUGCCUAAUGCAAGAACUUCAACUGGAGUGUGUGAUUCUCCAUAUCAGACUGGAUUGCCUGAGGCUGCCCUUGAUUCUAGCGUCAAUUCAGUUAAAUUAAAAGGUGUCUUGCAUAACCAAAAUCUGUUUCAGAAGAAUAAGACACGCGUGCUACUUAAAGAGUUCCAGGAGCCAUUCGAUAAAUCUGAGAAGUUAUCGAGCUUAAUCUUUGAAGCGACUAGACCAUGGCAGCAAAAAGAUAAAGAAAAAAUGCCUUUAACUGGACGCGGACAGCAAGUGGAAAACAAAAUGUAUGUGGAUCGUAAUGAUGAGAAACUAAUUCAGCCGCCAGGUGUUGAGCCUGAGAAUGGACACCUAGAAUCGGCGGGAUCAUCAUCUGAAACAUCAAAAGAAAAUGUUCCAAAUGCUCAUGUUUCAGUAGAAAAUAGACUGAAUCAUCCAGAUAAUCAGCAUAAUUUUCUUCACAUAUCACCAGAUAAAGUCUCUGACGAGGAUGGAAAGCCUGCAUCAGGUGGUGCUGCAGAAUUAUCUGCUCUUUUUAAUAAUUUAAUUGAUCAUGAAGCAGGGAAGAUUAUGAACAAGUGCAAUAGUUUGGAAACAGAUGGACAUUUGGAAGGUUCAGAGGAAGUCAGUCGAGAGAAUCUGACAAAUCCUUUAGACAUCGAUAAUCUAAUUCAUAGCAUCAAGGUAAAUCCUAUAGGUCGACAGGUUGCUAGUGAUUCAGGAAGUGUGAUUUCCAAUAAAUCUGAUCAAAACCAUUAUACUGACCAUAUUAGAGUUCCAUCUCUUGUCAACAUACAAAACUUAAAUAAUGGACAACAAGUAUCAUCCAGUCAUACCGAAAAAAGGAGUGAGAAGGACUCAAGUGUAGUAACCCCUGUCAAGAUAGUUAAUAAUAAUGGAAAGACUUGCAAUCAACAAAAAGGCAAUGCAGACAGUGCAGCACUGACUGCAAACAAGUCAAAGUCUGAUCCAUGUGUCCCACCAAUGAGGAUGAGGCAGCUUGAUAAAGCACAAGAUACAACAUCCAGAGAAUCGCUGUACCAGAACAAAGUACUUGUGAAGUUUGUGCAUAAAGACGCUAGUGAAGAAGACGUAAUUAAUGUUUUAAAGUGUUUUGGCAAUAUUUUGAAGAUUGAACUUUCUGAUGCUGGACAAAGCUCAUUUAAAUCUGCUAUUGUUUAUUUUGAGAAAAGGCAAGACAUGCAAAAAGCUCUUCAAAAAACUUAUCAUGUACUUAAAGGUCUAGCCCUUUCUGUGGAAGCAGCUUCAUCCCUGGAAAGCCAGCAUAAGAAAAUUAUCAUUCCUGGUUUGAUUGGAGAUCCUGAUGCCCCAGUUGCCCUACUGAAGAAUCCUACGCGGACUGUUGCUAUCAAACAGAUGACUUGUGAGAUAUGCCCAAGGCAUAUUGAAGAAGCUCUUGCCUUCUGUGAAAGCAAUAUAUCUGGUUUUUUCUUGGGCCCCUCAGAUUCUGUAGCAUAUGUGGAAUUUGAGACGGAAGAUGGAAAAGAAAGGGCACUUGCUAAGCAAUCCAUAGUUGUUCUAGGAAAGCACCUGUUUAUCUUCAGAGUUGACGCACCAAGAACGACAGUUGUGAGGAUUAAAACCAUGUCGCCGCUAGUACGUUUUAAAUAUACAUCUACAUUUCGGUCUUUAGGGAAGAUUAGGACUGUCCAAGUAAGAUCUCCUCUCAUUUUGGAUAUACAUUUCUGCAUUACUGAAUGGCCUAAUAUGCUGCAGAUUCUAAACAAAUUGAAUGGGAUGCAAGUGAAUGGUAUGGAGUUGAGAGCUGAGCCAGCACCUAUUGUUCCUCCGGAUGUCCUCUGCCAUAUAUAUAGUCAACCGGAAGAAAGGAAUCGCCUGAAAGGCAAUAUGCUUAGGUUGCUGCAAAAGCUUGAGGAUUCACCGUUCUAUCGUGAACAAAAAUUGAGAAUUUAACUGUUGCUGAUUAUACAAGUCAAAUAUUCUAUGAGCUUAGCAGUUUAAAGAAGCCAAAUGCUUUAAUCUUGCAGAUUAUAUAGGUCUCCGUUGUUCUUGCUAAUCCUAAUCUUGUAGCCUACUGAUUUCCCUCUUUUGUAUGUCGGUGUAACUGUUUUGACAGAGAUUUUACAUGGACAAGAAACAUCCUCAGGGCCCGAGUAGAAGCACCCUUCGUACAUCAAUAUUUUUUUAUAUAAUUAAACACGCUCAUGCACCCAUGUUCUAUCGAACCCUAGACAUUCCGCUAUAGCA